Molecule: messenger RNA, 3586 nt
Organism: Oreochromis aureus
Lineage: Eukaryota; Metazoa; Chordata; Actinopteri; Cichliformes; Cichlidae
Gene: zfp36l2
Product: zinc finger protein 36, C3H type-like 2
Exons: 2
Coding region: 263-1564 (433 amino acids)
Molecular function (GO): metal ion binding; mRNA binding
Source: RefSeq, a predicted model, not a curated record
GCAACAUUUAUACGAAGGCUUAGAGCUCCCAGCAAAGCACUCUGGCUCAGCGCUUCUCAAGGGGAGGAAAUAAAACCACCUACAACUCAACAACACAAACUUAACCCCCCUCUUUUCCUCCCUCCUGUUUCUUCCACGGACUUAAACCUGCACAUAAGCUUUUUAAGCAACUUUUCUAAAGUUUUAUUUUUUUUCCACAACCAAAAACCAGUCGUGGCACAAACUACCGCUCGUCGCAUUCAAGGAUCCUGCUCGGUCCUCCAUGAAAGAGGCAGUGCGGCAGCAAGUUUGGGGAAAAGAGAUGUCAGCGACCGUCUUGUCAGCUUUCUACGACAUGGACAUGCUUUAUAAGCAGCAAGAUAAAAGCAUGAACAUGAACGCCCUCCACAUCAACAGCAUGCUGGACAAGAAGGCGGUGGGAGCUCCGGUUGGCGCUCCCGGCUCCGGCGGCGCCUUCACGCCGGGAUUUUACCGCAGAAACUCGACCAGCAACGUGGAGGCGAUGAACAACGGCAACAAGUUCUCCAUAGGCACCUACGGCAGCCUCAAGGAGAACACGCCGAGCAGCAACAGCAGCGCCACGGCCCUCAUUAACAAGGAGAACAAGUUCCGCGACCGCGCUUACAGCGAGAAUGGAGAGCGCGGCGUGCUGCAGCAGAAGCCCGGCUCACAGAUCAACUCCACCCGCUACAAGACCGAGCUGUGUCGGCCCUUCGAGGAGAACGGCUCCUGCAAGUACGGCGAAAAAUGUCAGUUCGCUCACGGCUACCACGAGCUGAGGAGCUUGUCCCGCCACCCUAAAUACAAAACUGAGCCGUGCCGCACCUUCCACACCAUCGGCUUCUGCCCGUACGGUCCCCGCUGUCACUUUAUCCACAACGCCGACGAGCGCCGGCCCGCUCCGCCCGCCAACGCUAACGUGCAGACGGUGGAGCCCAGGUCGGCUCGCGAGCUCUGCGGCUACGGCCAGAGAGAGGUCCUGCCGCCGCAGCAGCAGCUCGGCUACACCCAGAGGGACAGACCAAAGCUUCACCACAGUCUCAGCUUCUCCGGCUUCUCCACCCACCACGGACUGGAGUCUCCCUUGCUCGACAGCCCGACGUCCCGGACCCCUCCGCCUCCCACUUCAGCCUCCUCCUGCACCUCCGCCCACAGCUACUACAACGACGAUGUUCUGUCCCCGAACUCCAUGCCGUGCAUCAACAGUGCCUUCUCUUUCCCCGGACAGGACCUAAAAGCCUUACUGGCCCCGCUGACUGUGCACACCAGCAGCAGCUACGCCAACAACCACUCCGCCGGUGCCUACUACGGGAACGUGCAGAGCAGCGUGUGCCCGCCUUCCCCCCCGACCUACAACAUGAGCCACUUGCAGGCGCUGCGCCGCCUCAACGAGUCGCCGGUGUUCGAUCCUCCUCCCAGCCCGCCAGACUCGCUCUCUGACCGGGAGAGCUAUGCGAGCGGGUCCCUCAGCUCUUCGGGGAGCCUCAGCGGCUCCGAGUCCCCGAGUCUGGACGCUGGAAGACGUUUGCCAAUCUUCAGCAGGCUGUCGAUUUCAGAUGACUAAUCACACUUUUCUUUUUUCUUUAUUUUUUUUCAUAUGGAUUAUGAUGGACGAGUCAGGGGAGGUGGGUUGUCAGUGAGUGAGAGACUGUCCUUCAAAGCAGAGGAUCCCAGGAUCCCACCUCACUUCCCUCAUUUCAGCAGCAUCCACCCCUGCUGAAGUGCCUUCGUGCAAGACUUUUAAAAUCUCUACCAGCUCUAAGGGUGCUGACCCUGCUCCGACCUCGCUGGAGGGGGGCAAGAGGAGAGUCUCACCCGCAGAGAUCAAUAAAGCUUCAGUUUAAAGUGUCCUUGACCUGGCAUUAGUCUAGUAUUUUUUUUUUCUUUAUAUGUAAUAUAGCUGUAUUAAAACUUAGAUAGCAAACAGAAGGCAUUCCAUCAGUGCCUUGCCCAAGGGCUCAUGGCAGCCCCCUUCUCCCUUAUUGUUGCUCUAUCAGGCAAGCCACACUUUUCCUGGGAUUAGGUGUGUGUGUGCGCGUGCGUGCGUGUGUGUGUGUGUGUGUGUGUGUGUAACAUGACUUGACAAGAAGAAGAGACUGUAAGCGGUUUCAGAUUUCCUCCCAUCCUGCCAAGAAAAUGCCUUGACUUAAAGUAACAUUAUUUUUUUUCAUCCUCUUCUUCUUUCCUCUCUGAAAGCUUCAACUUCCAUUCCAGAUCUGUCUCUCACCCAGCGCCACCCAGUGGUUCGUUUGGUUAGUGUAGUUUGUUGCUUGGUUAAAAAGCACUCUUGAGUUGGGCUUGUUUGGGGAAAUCACUGCUGAUGGUUGAAUAUAUAUUUUUUUAGCUGUUUCUUUUUUUUCUCUUCUUUUUUUUGAGUGAUUUACAUAGCGGUGCAUAACUGGCUAUGGACUAUUUAACUUAUUUAUUAUCUUGUGAAAAAAAAGUAUAGGCUACAUUGGUAAUUUGUGUCCAUACUGUAUUUAUCAAGUAUGAUGAAGCAAUAGAUCUAUAUUCUUUUAUGUUUAAAUUAUGAUCGCCAUUAUUAAUCUGCAUAAAGUGGAGUGUAUGUUCUUUUCACAGUAAUAUAUAUAUUGUUUUUUUUUCUCCUUUUUUUGUAACUUCACUUGGUUAUUUUUAUUGUAAAUGAGUAAAAAAAAAUCUUAAUUUAAGAGAACGUAUGUGAUAUUUAUUUCAUUAAUUUUGUUUCCUUGUUUACGUUUAUUAAAAAAAAGUUUGCGUGAUUGCUGUUUGCUCCUGAGGUUGUGUGUCAGAGCUGUAGAAGGCUUUCUUUUUUCUUUUUUGAGGAUCCUUAUUUAGAUGUGUCUGUAGAAUGUAUAAACAAUGGUUUGUCAUAGACCGUCCAAACCUUCGUUCCUCUUUUCGUUGAUCUAGAUCAGACUUCAGUGACAAAGAACCCGAGUCAAUAAAUUAACCAAAAAGUAUUUUUUAUUUUUUUUCCUUUUUCAUUUUCUGUUUGCACGAGGUCACACUGUGAUUCCAGCCACGUGCUAAAGAAUGUAGCAAUCCCUUGUGCCCCAGUAUUAUUGUGUAGUGCCUAUGGGGUUCAUAAUCUUGACAUGCCUUAAAAUUAACCAAAUAAAGUAUUUUUCCUACAUUGCAUCUUUUUAUAAAUCCAGAUUGAACUGAAUGUAGUGUUGGAUUUUUGUUUUUUCUAGAGGUUGUUACCACUCCAGACACUCUGACAGGAAAAAAAAAAAGAAGAAAAAAAAAACACAACUGUAAACUUUCUCAAAGUCCCCAUUCCUCUUUUGUUUUUUUAAUAUUGAAAUCUAGUGUUGAGUUUGCUGGAGAGGGAAGUUGGAUGGACACAUUUGGUUUGUACAUAGUAGGUACAGGGGAUGCGCACUAUGUACUUUUGACUACUUUAUCAGAAGUAAAGCUUUUUGAAUGUAACACACAGAAAAAAAAAAAAUGGAGAAAAAAAAGACGGACAAAAAGACAACCGAGAGUUGUGUUCUUUUUUUGGGGGGGGGGGUUCAGUUCACUACAAAUUGAGUGUGAGACUGUUAACUUUGUACUGUACAUUUUUUUGUAGUUCUCCCAAUAAAAAAACAAAAAACAACAA